AUGCAAAACAUCCAUAAUCGUAUAUGCAAACCAAAAAGUCAGUGUGAAAAAAUUGAGAAGCUGACUCAAAACCAAGAGAUUUUACACGAGUUGCUCAAGCUUCGUUCGACUUAGAACAAUUCCUUACACAAUUAUGACUAAAGUUAACACGAAAUGCAAGUCUACUUAACAAAAAGUAUGUCACGACAGUUUAAGUUUGAGUCAACAACACACAAUUAUAUCCUAUUGAAUAUUUUGAAAACAACUCAAUAGUUCAUCAAUAACAGGUUUAAAGGGUAUUGUAGAAAGGAGAUGGGAAGCAUAAUUCAAGUGUUAAAAGACUUAAUAUACACAGAUUAGUCUCAAUAUACAUAGGCUAAAACUCAAAUGAUGUUGCAACAAAAACAUAAAUUUCACAUCUAAAAUUUUUAGUUUAUAACUCACAGGAAGUAUCAUAAGAUAGAAGACCUUCAUUAUGCUCGAAACACAAAUGGUUGCACUUCCAUUACACUACUUCCAAAGAAGUUCAAGUUUUAAAACCUUUAAAAAAAUUAGUUAACAAAUAAUAAGAAGAUUAAUACACAUUUACAACUACUAGCCUUGACAGCAGAUAAUGCUAGUAAGUAUUAAAAAAAUUUAGAAGCUCAAUUUUUUCUAACUUGUAAGUCUGAAUUACUGCAUUUGAAAGAACAGGAUAGAAAAAUGUUUGUUAGCACUAAAUCAAAAUCGUCAUUUUUAUAUUGUUUUAGCGCCAGUAUUAGUAUACAAUCUCCACAUGAUGUCGUAAAUCAAUAGGAAUCUCUAAGUAAAUUAUGCUUUAAGAAUAUGUUGAGUAAUUUUCUUGAUGAACAGAAAUCUACUUCAAAAAGAGAUUUAACAUUUAUGUUCAGUAUCUGUACACGUAUAACAGGAUGGAUGGCUAGAUAAACUAACCUUCAGUAUUAUACUGAACAGAAGAGAUUGAGUAUACAGUGA
Paramecium tetraurelia is the source of this 954-nucleotide messenger RNA. RefSeq lists its product as uncharacterized. Lineage: Eukaryota; Ciliophora; Oligohymenophorea; Peniculida; Parameciidae. The transcript has a single exon. The record is from RefSeq and is a predicted model, not a curated record.